AUGCUGUGCCUUGGCUUCACCCCGCUGCUUGUGCUAGCGCUGGGGGCCAGCCUCGUGGCUGCUGUGCCCCAGCACGCCCUGAAGAAGGGCUGCGGUCUGUCCAAGUACGAGUCCCUCGUGCCCCACGAGCUGAAGCCUGUGCAGAAGAUGAAGUCUCAAUUUGAUGACAGCAUGCCGCAUUCGGACCACAAAUGCAACAUCAGGCUCUUCCAUCGGAGAUGGAAGGCGGCAGACCUGUCGGUGCCCGACCGACUGAAGCUGGUGGAAGCCGAGCUGGACUUCAUCACCAAAAUGCUGGGGCUCCCCGCCGCCCCCGGGUUCGCCGAGGUGCGCCAGCGGUCCCUCACCUUCUUCACCCAAGCCCGGGAGGACCUGCGAGGCUGCGUGAGUGCCCCCCAAAAACCUGCCGGCCCAGUGCUGGCUCAGCGGCCCCGGUGCUGGUGGCAGCGCCGCGAGGCAGCGCCGGUCCUUAUGCAGCUGCUUUCCCUGCAGAUGGCCACGGAUCAGCCCUCCGGGAAACUGAGGCGCUGGCUGCAGAAGCUGCAGAUGGCCAAGGAAACAGAGACCACCAGCUGCCUGGAGGCCUCUGCCAUCAUCCACGUCUUCCAAGUGCUGGAUGACCUGAAGUGCGCGGCCCUCCAGGAGCAAUGCUCUUAG
Molecule: messenger RNA, 657 nt
Organism: Nipponia nippon (crested ibis)
Lineage: Eukaryota; Metazoa; Chordata; Aves; Pelecaniformes; Threskiornithidae
Source: RefSeq, a predicted model, not a curated record